UAGGUAAAAAUACUGCAUUGACCCUUGAAGGAUUGGUUCAAUGAGAGUCGCAGGUGGAAAAAAAACCUUUUCUGUAAUCCUCACAUGGUCUUCAUGUGUUCAGGGAACUGUCUGUGGGCCAUAGCAUGGGGUGAUGAGGACUCUCCUCGGCUGACCUCGGUGCAGACGACUAGGGAUGGCCACAGCAUCACCUCACCAUUUGUUGGAUGAAAUAAUAAAUAAUGGGAACCAACAGCAGGAGCAGCAGGAAUUCUUGAGCUCUUUGGAGACAAUUUUCCUUACCCUCUUCCUAUCUAUCAUCAUUAUUAUGACUGUGUUUGGCAACCUGUUAGUUAUGGUGGCACUCUGCAAGGACAGGCAUCUGAGAAAAAAAAAGACCAACUAUUUCAUUGUCUCUCUGGCGUUCGCUGACCUACUGGUUGCACUGGUUGUAAUGCCUUUUGCUGCCAUCGAGCUCACCACCGGCCAGUGGUUCUUUGGGGAAAUCUUCUGCCUGGUGCGAACCUCUCUGGAUGUUUUAUUGACCACAGCAUCCAUCCUACACCUCUGCUGCAUUGCACUGGACAGAUACUAUGCCAUCUGCUGCCAGCCACUGGUCUACAGACAUAAAAUGACCCCGGUGAGAGUGGCAGUUAUGCUCAGCGGCUGCUGGCUCAUCCCCACAUUAAUCUCCUUUCUACCCAUCAUGCAAAGCUGGAACGCUAUUGGGAUAGAAGACAUUAUUGAAGAGAGGCGAACUCUAACAGGAGGUUCCAAUGACACAAGCUGCGUGUUUCUGGUCAACCGGCCUUACGCCCUCAUCUGCUCCGCCGUGGCUUUCUAUGUGCCUCUGGCCCUGAUGGUUCUGGCCUAUCAGCGCAUCUAUGUCACCGCCAUGAUCCAUGUCAGGCAGAUAGAGACUCUUCAGCGUGCCGGAUCUGCACCAGUUACAGGCUCAGAUCCAGUCGUAACUGUACGCUGUUCCACUUCCUCAGAUCCACUGGACCAUUACUGCCUGAGGACAGCAACUGUGUCCUCUCCCUCAGAACAAACUCAUGGAGGGCAUAACCGCAUGCGCAUCGAGACAAAGGCAGCAAAGACUCUGGCUGUUAUAAUGGGCUGCUUCUGCCUUUGCUGGGCUCCGUUUUUCAUUACAAACGUGGUGGACCCCUUCAUUCAUUACUCUGUUCCCUGGCAGCUGUGGACUGCCUGGCUGUGGCUUGGUUAUAUUAACUCAGGAUUGAACCCCUUCCUGUAUGCCUUCCUGAACCGAGCUUUUCGGAGGGCGUUCCUAGUGAUUCUCUGCUGUGGAGACCAACGUUAUUCUCGGCAGGGGAGCUUCUCCCGUGGACACAUCCACAGGCCAUGUUCUGCCCCGUCAGUAAACGGGACCUCCAUGGCUCUAAGAUUGUCCUUCCUACCAAACCGCAGCUACAGCGAUAACGGCCGGACAAUCCUGGCCAAUGAACAGGAGUCACAAGACUCUCUUGGGCCCCUAUGAGGAUGACUUUACAUGAACAGAACUGUGAACCUUCCUUCCGAUAUGGAGGAUAUCCGACCCAAGCGCUUCGGCCAUCUGUGCUCUCAAAAGUUUACUUUGAUGCAAGCUGACUUUCCAUAAAGAUACGGUUCCAUAAUGAUCAUUGGCUGUUUAAUACAGGAUCAACAGCUCAAUGAAAAUAAACUAUGCUUACAGAAUGUGAGAUACAAGACGACUGCUGCUACUCUUAAAAUAUGUUUAUAAGCACAAUA
Messenger RNA from Cyprinodon variegatus (sheepshead minnow), 1731 nucleotides. RefSeq names its product 5-hydroxytryptamine receptor 4-like. The record is from RefSeq and is a predicted model, not a curated record. Bases 176 to 1480 code for a protein of 434 amino acids. Gene Ontology annotation, biological process: regulation of appetite; chemical synaptic transmission; adenylate cyclase-activating adrenergic receptor signaling pathway. The transcript is spliced from 7 exons. Gene Ontology annotation, molecular function: G protein-coupled serotonin receptor activity. NCBI's taxonomy places the organism in Eukaryota, Metazoa, Chordata, Actinopteri, Cyprinodontiformes, Cyprinodontidae. Gene Ontology annotation, cellular component: plasma membrane.